UAGGACUAUGAGAUUUUUUUCAAAUUUUUAUUUAUUUAUUGUUGCAAAGAGAUUUAUACAAAGAUAUAUUAUUUCCCAUACUUAAAACCAACAGUGCCAUAAAGAAGAGAGCCACAUCACCCAGAAGAUAGAAAAUUCANAAAAAAAAAAAAAAAAAAAAAAUAAUGGUAUUUUAAUGUAAAGCAAGCUACCAGAAGAAACUAGAAAAAUUCUGUGAAAACCUAAAAAGAAAGUUUAAUUUAGUAUCAAAAUUCCCAACGGUAACUGGAAAAUCGCCGGAAUUGAAUCUGCGGCGAGGGCACAAAACUUGAAGAUUCAUUCCUCUUUUCCAUGGUUGCUUUCUCCUUUAUUCCCAAAUCCCACCACGUCGUCAUGAACCACCUCUCCUCCUUCUGGUUAUUUUCGUUGCUCUUUACGACCGCCAUUGCAGCACAAGAGUCUUCAAUCACUCGUAUUGCUUUCGGUUCAUGUGCUAAUCAAAGCGCUCCACAGCCAAUAUGGGAUGCAAUAAACAAGUUCGAUCCACAACUGUUUAUUUGGUUGGGUGAUAACAUCUAUGGAGAUAUCAAAAGACCACUUAAGGUUUUUGGGAAAGAGAGAACCUUUGGGCCGUGGAGGAACACACCGAGGUUUAUACCUUCUUCAGAGGAAGAAAUGAAAUCAAGAUACGCCAUAGCCAAGGCUACUCCUGGCUAUUCUCGUCUUCAUAGAAAUGCCAAGGUUAUUGGAACUUGGGAUGAUCAUGAUUACGGCUUGAAUGACGCUGGAAAAGAGUUUGAUCAUAAAGUCCGUAACCAAAAACUCAUGCUUGAUUUCUUAGAUGAGCCUCUUGAUAGUCCUAGGAGAAAGCAAGCUGGUGUUUAUGCAUCUUAUACUUAUGGUCCACCUAACCGUAAAGUCAAGGUUAUAGUUUUAGAUACUAGAUAUCAUAGAGACCCUUUGCGAAGUGACGGGAGUAUCUUGGGUGAUACACAGUGGGGAUGGCUCGAAAAUGAACUGAGAGGUCCGCUUAGCGAAAUCACUAUAAUAGGAUCUUCCGUUCAGGUGAUAUCAAAUAUAUCUGCUACCACUGGACCUCUCUUUUAUAUGGAAUCAUGGGGUCGUUUUCCAAAGGAAAGAAAACGUCUUUUCCAACUGAUAUCAGACACUAAGAGAAAUGGAGUUAUAUUCAUUAGUGGAGAUGUACAUUUUGGAGAAAUCACUAGAUAUGAUUGUUCUGUUGGGUACCCGUUAUAUGAUGUCACCUCUAGUGGUCUAGUACAAUAUGUUGAGAAAGUUAUCCCUUACACCUUGCGCCCCAUCAUUAGGCUUCUUUUCUGGUAUACACCAAGCACGAUGAGAGUUAUCAAUGAAAAGUGCAAAUUCAAAUCAUGUACAUACGGGCAACAAAACUUCGGAGCAAUAUCGAUAGAUUGGAAUGCAAAUCCGGUUACCAUAAGGCUCGAGGUCAGGGAUGUCAACGGACACGCAGUACUAGGCACAAAUGUUUCUCUACCUGAACUACAACCACGAGGGCCAAAUAUCUUGACAGAUCCAACUGCAAAGGGAAAGUCCCAACGACAUUGUACUCUCGAAAUCGAUUUACCAGGAACAACCAGAUACCGAUUGGCAGUUCUCAUCUACUUCACCACUGCUGUCUUGGCAAUGGCGUUAUUAGGAUUGAUCAUUGGUGUUGUACUGACCAUAACAGCUUGCGUCUACAAAUGCAAGGUUGACUGAUUGUUGAUUUGUUUCGGUAAACCUUUUCUCAUUUUUUUGUCACUGAGCUUUUAACACCUUUUGCUCCAACAAAACAGUCUCUACAUCUUUAUACCUUAUAAACUGUAUCAGUCUAUGAAGCACGGGCUAGGCUAUUUCGUGAUUAUUUUGCAAGUAGAAUAUAAUGUUAUAGUUGUGGGAUGGUAUGAAGACAUUGGUUUUGAUCAAACCCCACAUAAAAGAAACGUUUAUGUAAAAAUGCAAUUAGAUCAUGUCAAUCUAUGUCAUGGCUCAUGUUUCUUUUA
Molecule: messenger RNA, 2003 nt
Organism: Camelina sativa (false flax)
Lineage: Eukaryota; Viridiplantae; Streptophyta; Magnoliopsida; Brassicales; Brassicaceae
Source: RefSeq, a predicted model, not a curated record